Notechis scutatus (mainland tiger snake) is the source of this 1058-nucleotide messenger RNA. NCBI's taxonomy places the organism in Eukaryota, Metazoa, Chordata, Lepidosauria, Squamata, Elapidae. The record is from RefSeq and is a predicted model, not a curated record.
CGCAUUCUCAAGACCUCCUGCUAUCCUGGCCAGCAAGGAGUUCCGGGGGCUGCUCAGCAAACAGCAUGUGGCUCAGGGCUACCCUCCUCCUCCUCCUCCUCCUCCUCCUCUUCCGGACCGGCCAAGGGAAUCAGGGUUGCAGUGGCACCCUGAAGGAGAGCUGCCCCUUUCAAGAGGUCUACACGAGGACCCGAGAUAUCGCAGAGAUCCCCAAGUCAGUAGCUCCCAUUAUCACGGAAAUGUUCUUUGUGGACACCAGCAUUGUAGACAUUGGACAGGGAGCCUUCGCGAACAUGUCUAACCUGGUGAAAAUUGUGUUCCUAAACAGCAAGAUUAAAAGAGUUGAAGCAGGAGCAUUUGAGAACUUGGAGAACUUGGUGGAUCUGGAAAUCACUGGGGCUGAGUUAGGGGAUCUCCCCGUGGGCACCUUCCGGUCCCUGGAUCGCUUGCGGAAAGUGAACCUGAGGGACUCCCGGGUGAGAAGGAUCGAGAAAGGACUGUUCGAGGGUCUUGGGGAUUUGGAAGAGAUCUACCUGCAUCGGAAUGAAAUUGCGUCUCUCCCCGGUGGGGUUUUCGAUGGGCUCCCUAAACUCUCCUUGUUACAUUUGGGGUGGAACCAGAUUUCCAACGUCUCACGGGAUCUCUUCAAGCACCUGACCCAGUUGAAGACUCUCCGGUUGCAGAAUAACCGGGUCGGGAGUCUCGGGGAGGGGACUCUGGACAGCCUGCAGCAGCUGGUGGAGCUCAAUCUGGAGAGCAACAGGCUGCAGACUCUCCUGCCCAACUUGCUAAGUCGGCUGGUCAACCUGGAGAAGAUUCUUCUGGACAAGAACUCAAUUGAGGUUCUCCCCCAUGAGACCUUCCUUGGACUGAGAAAAGUGAAGCAGCUGAGAAUGGCCUCCAACCACCUGAAAGCCUUCCCGCCCUUGGGGGCCAUGCAGCUGCUGGAGGAGCUGGACCUGAGCAGGAAUAGGAUCUCCUCCCUGGAGAAUUUGGCGGGGGCUUCUCUCCCGUCCCUGAAGACCCUCAAGCUCCAGGGAAACCACCUGGAGACCCUC